Molecule: messenger RNA, 2709 nt
Organism: Durusdinium trenchii
Lineage: Eukaryota; Dinophyceae; Suessiales; Symbiodiniaceae
Source: the annotation of a GenBank genome assembly
AUGUUCCAAGCGGAGAAGGCCGCAGCCACCGAGUUCCGCGAUGCCGAUGGCUAUGACCUUGUGGGCGCUUGCUGUGCUUUGGAGACCUGCGGCCUACGGGACUUCCUGCCCUUCGUUUGCCGUUUCUGCGGGAAGAAAUUCUGCCAAGACCACGCGGACGCCGCGAAGCACGACUGCCACGCACUGGUGGAGUCCAAAGGUGUUCUGGCGACCAGCUGCCCCCGCUGUGGACAGACGGUGAAGUGGAAGGACGGUGAAAGCUCAGAGGAGCAAGCAUUGCAGCAACACGCCUGUGCGGCGUCCCCCAAAGCGGCUGCUGAGAUUUGCCCAGCGAAGGGCUGCAAGAGCAAGUUGACUGCGAUGAACUCCGUCGUUUGCGGAGAGUGCAAGACCAAGGUUUGCCUGAAGCACCGUUUCGAGGACCAACAUCCCUGCCGUGAGAGCAAGGCUGAGUGGUUGUCCAAGUUGGACGACCUUCUGGGGCUCGGGCACUUUGGGGACGACCACUGCGCCGUUUGGCACUGGCGUUCCGUGGUGUCGGCGCCACAGCUGCUAGAGCUGAAGAGUCGCCUGGGCGGCACAGAGGAGCAGAAGGCCGUUUGCCUACAGACCCUGCGUGCCUUGGUGCGGCACUGUCGUCGCUUGCUGUCCAACGUCCAGAAGGACCCCACGAACGCCAAGUACCGCCAGGACUUCAUGAAAGCCUUAGGCUUCGAAGAGCAGGGCGAGAUCCUCCAGCUGCCUGAGGGCGUCUCACUGAAACGCAUUGACGCACUGCUAUCUAUUUGCUGGCGGGAGAAGUGGCCGGCCAGCUUCAGCUUCAACUGCCUGCAAUACAAGAACCUCCACGUGGCGGCUUUCAGCCAGAAGAUUACGCCCCCCUUGGUCUGCGCAGAGGCAGAGGGGUUGAUUCGUUUGAUUCGGCAGUAUGAAGAACAGCUCGGGAAACUUCCAUUUCUGCGGACAGGAGCAGUCACAGAGGAAGUCGGGAAAUUGACAAAACAACUCGACAACAUCCGGUCUGCUAUGAGUGAAGUAAUGAGACUCUGCCCAGAGAACUCCGAUGUAAACUCAUCGCAGAUGCAUAGUGAGACACGGGAGACCACUGCAUCCAAUCAAAGUGCCGCUUCAAUGAAGGUUGCAGUCAAACUCAUGCAUUGGCUUCAAGGCAGGGGCUAUCCAAGAAAAGACAAAGAAUUUGAUCGCCUGCCAGACUUUCUUGACUUGCAUGACCUUGGAGAAGCUUUGCUUUGUGAACUCAAUUCAAUGGUUGUUGACUUCGACUUGACACUGGAUGGCACCAUUCUUCAGAAUGAAAACACCAAGCAGUCUGACUUUAUGAAGAAACUCUUGGAGAUCAAUGAGAAAAGUGGGCACCAGCAAGUCAGAGUGAUCAGGGAGCCAUUGAAAGAACUGGAAAGUGAUCUGACUGAAUUCUGGAAUGCUGUGGAAGCGGGGGAGGAUGCCUCGGACGAGCAGCGUGCCCAGAGUUCUCGUUUCGAAGAAACCAUGUUUGAUCACCACUAUCAAGUGGCUACGAACCCAGACUUGAGAAGAACACAUUUGAUUUCGGAGAGAUCAAUGGAAGCAAAGGUUCAUGUGUUCAACGAGCUCACCUUUAAGAAGGGGAAACUUCUCAAGGAGUCCCGAGAUGAGAUGCAAAGGAAGUUCCACGUUAAUAUCCGUGGACAAAAAUGCUAUCAACCUCAUGCAGUGGUUUUCUUCGAGAUUUCAGUCCAGAAAGCUCAUGAGAGAAUCAAAGAGCGUAAUCGUCCAGGCGAAGAAUAUAUCACCCAGGACUAUUUGACGGACAUUGAAGCCAAGUAUGCCGCCCUCUACCCAUCUUCUGCAGCCAAUGUCAUCCGACUUGACUCAGAUCAGCCAAUGGAAGACCUUCUCGUUGCUGUUCAGAGCGAGUUGCCCAAAUUGCUGAAGAAGCAACAAUGUGCAUCAGACGAAGAGAUUGACAGUUUCACACAGUUCUUCCAAGAUGCGUGUCUUCUCAGCGCCCGUCUUGGUCGCCCCCCGUGGCGUGCCGAAGGCUGCGAGUCCGGUGCCGCAGGCGUUCUGCCGGUGGGCGGAGGAGGUUUGGGUGUGGCUUACCCACGACUGGCAGGCAUCGAUACCAACGCCUGUUCCUUGGCACACCACAGGCGCUUGCUGUGCAGCGCCGGCAGCGGCCUCGGCGCCGCCUGGGCACCAGGCAGUGGCCCAAGGGCUGAAGCCAGCCAUUUGCUGCUGCUUCGACAUGGCACGCCCGUGCCGGAAGAGGAGAAUCCGGAGCGGCCGCUCUCGGAGCAGGGCCGAAGAGAAGCAGAGGACGUGGCAAAGAAGGUCACCAGCUACAUGUCUUCCACCGAGGGCCCAAUCUUCCUGGGCCACAGCGGCAAGCUCCGCGCCCAAGAAACUGCGGAGUCCGUGGCAUCCGCCCUGCGCGCGGCGGGGCGAGAGGUGAUCUGCGAGGAGGUGAGUGGAAUUAACCCAAAAGAUGACCCAACAGCGGCCAUGGAGCUGUUAUCUUCACCCAAAGCAAAGGUGAUAGUCUUAGUAGGGCACCUGCCCUUCAUGGGCCAAUUCGCCGCUGCGGUGCUGCAGUCCCCAGCGGCGGCCGGACGCCUGGGAGGCCUCUUUCAUCCAGCGUCAGGCCUGGCGCUGAAGCGAAGCGAUGCGAGCUGGCAGGAGGAUGGAGAACUGGCGGCGAGCCCGUAG